Molecule: messenger RNA, 2336 nt
Organism: Ochotona princeps (American pika)
Lineage: Eukaryota; Metazoa; Chordata; Mammalia; Lagomorpha; Ochotonidae
Gene: ZFP69
Product: ZFP69 zinc finger protein
Exons: 6
Coding region: 432-2000 (522 amino acids)
Biological process (GO): regulation of transcription by RNA polymerase II
Molecular function (GO): DNA-binding transcription factor activity; RNA polymerase II cis-regulatory region sequence-specific DNA binding
Source: RefSeq, a predicted model, not a curated record
CCUCGCCCUAGACCUGCCCUUGAUGGCGCUUUGGAAAAGACCCUCGUCCUGUCCGGAGGCCGAUGGUCCUCAGGAAUCCCCAGGAGGGGUUAACAUGCUGUGGAGAGCAAUUGCGUUGAGUGGAGAUGUGCUCUGUGCAUAAAAAGGCUGGGGAAGAACACGGUCUGUUAGCACCCAUCCUCCGUGGAGACGCUGGGGCUCACAGCCUGCAGAACGAGCGGCGAGUCUGCAGGGACUGGGCUUGCCUCUGUCCGGAGCCGUCCUGAGGUGUUCAACUUGUACCAGCCUCCAGGAGCCCCCGGGUCUGGAGCCUCACAGAUGCGUCCUGGUCCUGAGCGUGUAAGAGCGGGAUCUGAGAAUGACCACACGGCUGUGAAGCAUCUAGUUGGAGGUUCCGGUAGUUUCUUCACCAAGAGUGGACGAGGGUCAUCAUGCCACAGCAGCUCCUGAUUACCCUGCCUGCCAAGGCCAGCACCUGGGUGAAGCUGCACGACCCGCAGAAGACUCAGGAGGGCGCGCCCCUGUGGAAGAAUGUGACCAAGAUGUUUGAAGGAGAAGCUUUGCUCAGUCAGGAUGCUGCUGAGGCCCAGGAAGAGCACUUGAAGGACGAAAUGAUCCCUAGGCUGCUGACAGUGGACUCACAGGAGCCGCUGACCUUCCAGGAUGUGUCUGUUGACUUCUCCCAGGAGGAGUGGGGGCAGCUGGCCCCUGUGCACCAGAGCCUGUAUCGAGAGGUGAUGCUGGAGAACUAUAGGAACCUGGUGUCAGUGGCAGGAUGUCAGCUUUCCAAACCAAAUGUGAUUUCCCAGUUGGAGAAAGGGGAGGAGCCGUGGAUGACAGAGAAAGAAGACCUAGGAGAUCCCAGUCCAGACUUGACAGAAGCCAGUGAUCCAACUGCCAAGGGCAGUGAUUCCCAGGAGCAGUUCUAUCAUGGCAUUGUGAUGGAACGGUUCAUGAAGGAUGAGAUCAUUUAUUCCACACUGAAACAAGUCUCGCAUCACAAGGAUGCAUUAGACAAGAACCAGAAAACCUAUGGAAGAGAUGAGAGACAAGACAUUUUGACCAGCAGGAAGAGAGGCCAAGAAACUAACAACUAUGAAGAAAAUAUCAUUGUGAGUUCAAAUGUUAUUGUAGAACAGAAGCACCAUAAAUGUGACACAUCUAGAAAGAGGAACAAAUACAAGUUGGAUUUGAUUAACCAUCCAGCAAAUUACAUGAGAACAAAGACUUACGAAUGUACUAUAUGUGAAAAAGUGUUCAAACAGCCCAUUCACCUUACUGAACACAUGAGAAUUCAUACUGGAGAGAAGCCUUUCAGAUGUGAAGAAUGUGGAAGGGCCUUCAGUCAAAGUGCAUCCCUUAGUACCCACCAGAGAAUCCACACUGGGGAGAAGCCCUUUGAGUGUGAGGAGUGUGGCAAGGCCUUCAGACAUCGCUCAUCACUUAAUCAGCAUCACAGAACUCACACAGGGGAGAAACCCUAUGCUUGUGAUAAAUGUCAGAAGGCUUUCAGCCAGAACAUUAGCUUGAUCCAACAUUUGAGGACCCAUUCCGGAGAGAAGCCUUUUACGUGUAAUGAAUGUGGAAAAACCUUCCGACAGAUUAGACACCUGAGUGAACAUGUAAGAAUUCACACUGGGGAGAAGCCCUAUGCAUGUGCGGCAUGUUGUAAAACCUUCAGUCACAGAGCAUAUCUGACGCAUCAUCAGAGAAUCCAUACAGGAGAGAGACCCUACACGUGUAAGGAAUGUGGGAAAGCCUUUAGGCAGAGGAUACACCUGAGCAACCAUAAAACUGUCCACACAGGAGUGAAAGCGUAUGAGUGCAAUCGCUGUGGGAAAGCCUACAGGCACGACUCCUCCUUUAAGAAACAUCAGAGACAUCACACAGGAGAAAAACCAUAUGAAUGUACCGAGUGUGGAAAAGCAUUCAGCUAUAAUUCAUCACUCAGUCGACACCAUGAAAUACACAAGAGGAAUGCCUUCCCAAAAAAUGUAUAAAAAUAGAGAUUUAACAUAAGACGUAAACCAAGUCUAGUUCAAUGAUUCUAUGUUGUAGAAUUUCAGGAUUCAGUUAAAUUUGAGGAACUGCUAGAAAGAUGCUAACUUUAAAUUUUUUUUCAUUGUGGUAUCAGUGCCAUCUACUGAUGCUUCCAUACAAACUAUUUAAUAAAAUCUUGUCCUUCUAUUUAAAUAAAUUCAGCACUAGGAAAAAUAAAUAAUGUAAUGCUUUUUCUGAUCUCACAGGGAAUGAAUGCAUUUUUCUUCAUGAUAAUUCACUGACUUGCCAGCAUUUAGGAACUACUGUUUAAAGUAGUUCCACCCCUAUUUUUUUUU